Messenger RNA from Trematomus bernacchii (emerald rockcod), 1806 nucleotides. It is a transcript of the gene dnajc30a, whose product is annotated as dnaJ homolog subfamily C member 4. NCBI's taxonomy places the organism in Eukaryota, Metazoa, Chordata, Actinopteri, Perciformes, Nototheniidae. The record is from RefSeq and is a predicted model, not a curated record. Bases 3 to 995 code for a protein of 330 amino acids. The transcript has a single exon.
ACAUGGCGGAGGUCAGGCUUCGCUUUAGAAGGGGAGCCUACAACUUUGCACUCAAAACCUAUAAUCGACAACUGCUUGAAAGUCAGAAUAAGCUACGUGAAAGUGCAAUAACAGCCCCGUGUGUCUCUGCGGGGUUUGGAUGUGGUGCGUUUCAAGAUGGAGAACUUUAUGGAGCUGACAGAGCGACCGCGGGAGUUUCUCAGGACAGUUACACAAGGGUAACACCACUGUUUGGUAAUAUUGACAAUGAGAAUGUCGCUCAAUAUCUCCUCAAUGAAGAGUAUUUACUUUAUAAUACAUCUCCAAUUCAGAAUAUAGAUCUACAUCGAAUUUACGCCAAAUUACGUUGGACUUCCUGCACGUUUAGACCAGCUGAUCUACACCAGAGCCUCGGUUUGUGUGGAGGACAUCCUGCACAUGUUGUGUUUAUCAGAGCUUACAGCGGCAACGGGGCCAGAUCCGAGUCUCUUUACAAAACCAAAACAGAAUACUAUGAAAUCAUGGAGGUGUCACCCACCGCCAGCCAUGCCCAGAUAAAAACAGCCUACUACAAGCAGUCCUUUCUGUACCACCCGGACCGAAACGCAGGCAGUGAGCACGCCACCGUCCGCUUCUCGGAGAUAAGCGAGGCCUACACGGUGCUGGGAAACAAGGCUCUGAGGAAGAAGUACGACCGGGGUCUGCUGGGUCCGUCAGACCUCUUAACAACCAGACCCUCCGGCAAGGACGCCGGGAGCUCCGAGAAACAGCACGCCGGGAGUAGGCGGUCUGUGGUGGGCCUGCGAGAAACAGCCGUUGACUUCGACAGGUUUAUCAAGAGCUACUACAGCGAGCAGCUCCAGAGAGACAAGGACAACACGGCCAGCAGAGAGGAGAGACGUAGGCAGCAGGAGGAGACGUUUCGAGAGAAGAAGAUGAACACUGUGAGCGAGGUGGGAAUUAUGUUGAUGCUGAUAACAGGCGUGGGUUUACUGGCCAGCGUAUACAAGGCGUGAUGUUCACUCACAUGGAGGAUGUUGGACUUCAAUCAUCACCACUUCUCAUACUACAACAAAAAGACUGCUGUUGAAAGCUCUUUGUUUGAACCCUGUUUGACCGCUCUGCUUGAGAAGGAAACUUUUGUGCAGUAUGGAUAACAUAACUUUAUUUUUAAGUCAAUGUGACACAGUGCAAUUAUCACACUACGAUCACACUGACAGCUACAAAGACCAAACGGUUCAGCACAGUACUGUAUACUUUCUGUCUGUGGGAACAGUUUUCACAGUUUUAUCAUGGUGUAGCCUUUGUCAAUACUUGAAGGUUUAGUUCAGUGUUUAACACCAACUGCCAUGUAAAUCAAAAUAACAUUAUAAAUAGUGCAUUCAAAUCAUUAAUAAGAAUACAAGAGUUUCACAAUACUGAUGCAGAAACACUUGAUCCAGUACUCAAAGAUCAGGUAUUGAGGUUUUUAGCUCCACUCAUGAGUUUUUAAUUCCUUACUCUGCCAUAAAUGGUGUCUUUUAAAUAUAGUACACAAUUCACAGGUUGGUUCAGCACCUGGUAGUGCUACAGUUCAUUUUAGGCUUUUAUAAAGUCAUCUGUCUUGCAGAUUUCUUUACUUUUGAUUAUGGUUUCAAGUAUUGCUAUUUAUGAAAUAUUUCAAGCAAUGUAAGAAAGUAAGGGAUGUGUGAAUCAAACCAUUUAACAGGGGCAUAAUAGGAACUGUAUGUUUAUGCUCAAUGAAAAGGUGCCUUGAGAUGAUAUUUAUUAUAAACUGAAUGGUUAUAUUGUACAGAUAUUUAACUAAUAAAUGGUUUAUGAGCAGUG